GUCUCGUGGAAGUUCAACGGGCGAACACCUCACACACACACACAGGAUUCCCUCCUUUCCUUCGUCACACCCCGCCCCCCUUACAAAAAAAAAACUAUCCGCCUAAAAUCCUCCUCACAUUCCUCCGGGCCCUUCGACAGCCAGGUCAUCGUCAUCUGCUCCCCCUCCGUCAGCGCUUCCGUCAGGGUGGUGUUCUCGAAAGCAUAUACUAGAGACUUGCAAGAUGGCUUUUAAGGGAACUCUUUACCUCGUCGUCAUUGCCGUGGGCGCGUUCUCUCUGGUCUGCGCAGCCGUCACUCCGGAGAAAGACUCCCCCAAGAAGAAGGCGGAACUGGGAGAAGAAGAAUCGGCAGCUGACCCGAGGCUCUUCUUCAUCGGAACCACAGGCACCGGCACCACCACGGGGACCACCACGAACACCUCCAUUACGAUCAGCACCGAGCUGCUGCUUUUCCUCGCCCUCCUCCUGGCCGCUGCCAUCGCAGCUGCCAUUGCCAUCCCCAUCGCUGUUGGCGUCGGCGUCGGUAAGAAGUACAAGGGCAAAGGCACCUCCUCCGAUUAUGGCGACACUGGCUACGGUUCCGCCCCCGCCUUCGUCUACAGCCCGGACGAGAGUUCCUACGCCUCCAUCCACAGGUCCUUGGAGGACGCCGCUGACAAGUACGACUGAGGAGCGGAAGGACCCUCUUAGGAUUCCCUCAUAGGAUCCCCUCAGGCCACGGCUGGAAGAUCAAAUGACUCAAUUUCUCAAUUAUUUAUUUUGCCCUAUUUAUUUUUGUGACGUUAUUCUAGAGAUUGCAAGAAGCUGUUAGGUAGGUCAUUUCGUCACUGGUUGUCUGACAUUUCUAGGUUUUUGAUAUCUGCUGCUCAGGAGUGGUCGAAGUUUGAUGUAGUAGAUAAUAAGUUAAAGGUAAAGCGUCUGUUGUUAUAACAGAGUUGGAAAUUAUUAUUGGAGCUGCGUAUAGUGCGACUAUACUAUGUUAAUUUAGUACUUACUAUAGUUGCGUUAACCUCGUUAAUGUUAAUUGCCCUCGAACACUGAAACAUUUUUUACAUAUUUUCUUUAUGAAUAUUUAUACAAAAAAAGUAUUAUUUUCUCGCAUUUACGUUGUUUAAAUUAAACUUGAUGAAUAUCAUCAACUUCCAAUGAAAUGGCCUUCUUAAUUUUUCUGAUCUCUAUCUCCAAUUUUGUUUAAAAAGAAACUUUGUUUUUAUUCUUAUUUGAAGAUUUCACGACACCAUUAUCCAAAGUUCCCUUCGCCAAUUGCGUUCUUCACGUUAAGAAGUCGAUUACUUCGACGAAUACAACCGUAUUAGCUUCGACUUUACGACCGCAUGACUCACUGCAUUGCGUGAAUGACUUUCGACAAACUUUUAUUUAUUCUUUUGUUUAUUUUAAGGGUUCCGUAUUCUCGCCCUGCACGAUGCCGCGAACGACGUGACGUCAUCGUCUGAACUAUAAUUCCCCAGGUCUUUGCUGGGACAGAAUUACGAUCUUCAAGACAAUAGACAACUGUUACUUAAAUGGACAUAUUUUUUUGUGUGUUUUUAGACCUAAAGAAGACGAGUUAAAGAUGAUAAAGACUUAAAGGACUCAGUAGUGGAGAAGGAAUGCAAAUCUCCAUAUGAUUCCAGACUGACUAUAUUUGAGAGCAUUUGAAAUCAACCUUUCUGCUUUUGAUAUAACACAAUCAAUUUCCUUACAUACUUCGCCUUAGAAUUAUUUCGAGGUUUACUAUAAUAAGGAAUAUAUCAGUUUUGUUUUACAUUGAUGGCAGAUACCUUCCAACGUCUGCAAUCCCCCCCUAAUAACGUUUGUUUACUGAUGAGACACAAGCCACGCCCCUUUUCGCUGCCAGAUGCUUCCAUGCGGAAGUCGUUAUCUUUUUUGAUAAGUGAACGCAUGGAAACCUUUGGCAUCGCUUCCACCCUUGGGCAGUUCAGUAUCAAAUCAUCUGAUAAACUUCCACAGUGAAGUUAUCAGCAUAUCUUAGUUUUCAAAUUCUCCAGUUUUUGGAAACCAUUAAAAGCUCAAGAAUAUCUAGACACAUUUGAUGCCGUUCAGGUUUAUCUAAGGAGCCCUUUAUCUAGUGAGCAUUUUCCCUGAAAUUGUAUUUUUGAUCAUUCUUUUUAUUAAAUAUUUCUUUCACAUCACCUCAGGAAAGAUGUUCCUUGGGAACUUACUGAGCUGUGUUGGUUAAGCAAUAUCGUCGUAGGUGUUGCGAAGAGUAGGUUGAAGACUUUUUUUUUUUUUUUAUGUUCUCUCGACGUUACUGAUGACUCAGGAUGACCCGUAGACAUCGCACAUUCAUAAUCCGUGUUUUGUGUGAGCGCGCAAGCGCGGUUUCGUACUUCUGUGAUAUUGUAGAAUGAAUUACUUGCCUUAAACCUCACACCACUUGUCAGAAUUCGUACGUGUUUGGUAUCGGUUACAAGCGGCGGUUAAAGUAUCGUAUAAUUCGUCGAAACUGGUACCAUAUAAUCAAAUUUUCCUUUGUUUCUGAAUCAUACAUAUGUGUUUUUGUAUGUGUACGUGUAUUGUGUGCAUGUGUGUGUGUAAUUUCCUCACUCUCAGUCUAAUUCAAGAGACUGAUUCAAAUGACUUAUUCAUGUCUGUGUGCCAUGUCUCUCCUCGUCUCCCCAGUACAAACCUCACGACGACUUCCGGACUUCACAUCCCGUACCAGAUUGAAUAGACAAUUAAUUACACAGGACUUAAAUUACGAUAACUCUUGACAAAUUACCGGAAGUACGCAAAAAAAAGCCUCCAUCCGUCCCCUUGCCCCCGCCCCCUCUCUCUUGUUAUUGUUGUUAGAAAAAAAAUGCUUUUCAUAAACUUAAAAUCUUUUUUUCAUUUUAUUCAUGUUAAUGAGAUGAAAAUCUGUCAGUACAAUCAGUUUUGUUUUUUCAAGUCUUUGUUAAUGUUGGAAAGGUGAUAUUGUUUCAGUACAAUCAAGUUGUUGUUUCAAAUCGAGUGAAAUGUCUUUCGAUACGAAUUGAUCUUGUUAGGAAAUAUAUGAAAGUAUCCUGACCCAAAAAAAUAUUAACUUCUGGCAUCUGCUGGUGUUGCUGACUGCGAAAAGUAAUUAUAUGGUCAUUUUCCAAAAACCAAAAAAGUUUCUAACUGAAAACGAGUUUAUGAAGAUUUUAGGAUAAAAUCUGUUUUUUUUUUCACUUCCUCUUUCAAUUUGUUGUUAUUUUAUUUGUUAUCUACUUGUUAAUUAUUUGUUUAAAUCUUCCUCUGCUGGCGGAGGAUCUACUGUGAACACUCGUUAACGUCACGCAAGACACUUGCUGUGAAUAUUGUUCUUUUAAAGAUAUUCUUAAGAUUCGUGGCUUUCUCUGAGAGUCAUGUUUUCAUGAGUGGAUGUCUGCGCCUAGGAUAUCGUUGGAUGUAUUUUGUUAUGUUUUGUAAAUAAAAUGUCAUUGUAA
Messenger RNA from Macrobrachium nipponense, 3432 nucleotides. RefSeq lists its product as uncharacterized. The record is from RefSeq and is a predicted model, not a curated record. The transcript is spliced from 3 exons. Lineage: Eukaryota; Metazoa; Arthropoda; Malacostraca; Decapoda; Palaemonidae. Bases 224 to 670 code for a protein of 148 amino acids.